Penaeus chinensis is the source of this 1920-nucleotide messenger RNA. It is a transcript of the gene KLHL18, whose product is annotated as kelch-like protein 18. Gene Ontology annotation, molecular function: protein binding. The record is from RefSeq and is a predicted model, not a curated record. NCBI's taxonomy places the organism in Eukaryota, Metazoa, Arthropoda, Malacostraca, Decapoda, Penaeidae.
AGCUGACUGAUGUGAGGCCAUUGUGUCAGGCGAACAUGGACGAAGAAGACACAAAGUUCGAGCUGCUGGAAAUUGAGAACUUAGUCGAGAGCGAUGACUUCACUAUAUUCAAUCAGGAGGAUCUUCCUGUGGGAGGUUUCCAGGUCAUGGAGGAGAUCAGAAGGAAGGGGAAACUGUGUGACGUGACGCUGAAGGUGGAGGACCAGUGCUUCAGUGUGCAUCGCAUAGUUUUAGCAGCAGUGAUUCCCUACUUCAACGCCAUGUUCACUCACGACAUGGCAGAGAGCAAACAAAAGGAGAUCACAAUGCAAGGAAUCGAGCCAAGUGCUCUGGAGUCCCUGAUCAACUUUGCCUACUCGGGUAAGGUCAAGAUUGAUGGUGCUAAUGUCCAGAGUCUUCUGGUGGGUGCAUCCUUCCUCCAGCUUUCUAAGGUCCGAGAAGCAUGUGCAGAUUUCCUUAAACUAAGAUUACACCCACACAAUGUCCUUGGCAUUCGUGCCUUUGCUGACACCCUUGCCUGCUGGUCACUAGUUGAGGCCAGUAACCGCUAUCUGCAGAAGCACUUCGUAGACGUGUCAGUAUCAGAGGAGUUCCUGAAUCUCAACUUUUCUGAUGUUAGAGAAAUCAUCUCCAGGGACGAGUUGAAUGCACCUAGUGAGGAGUGUGUCUUUGAGGCUAUAAUGUCUUGGGUAAAGCGAGACCUCGACCAGCGGACCGACAACCUGCCUGAGCUGCUCACGAAGGUACGAAUGCCUCUCCUCACCCCCCAGUACCUGACUGACUGUGUGGGCACCGAGAACCUGAUACGGUCAUCCCAUGAGUGCAGAGAUCUCCUGGACGAAGCAAAAGACUACCACCUGAUGCCGGAACGCCGUCCACUCCUUCAAAGCUUCAGAACAAGACCUAGAUGCUGUAAUGAUAUUGUAGGCCUUAUUUAUGCGGUCGGUGGCCUUACUAAAUCAGGGGACUCGCUGAGCACGGUGGAGGUGUACGACCCCAUCGUUGGUCGUUGGCAGAUGGCGGAGAGUAUGUCGAUGCUGCGGUCGAGAGUGGGCGUGGUGGUGAUGAAGAAGAAGCUCUAUGCCAUCGGGGGUUACAAUGGCCUCGACAGACUGGCGACCGUGGAGGUGUUUGACCCGGCGAGCAAGUGUUGGAGUAAAGUGUGUCCCAUGAACUGCAAGAGGAGCGCUGUGGGAGCUGCCGUCCUCAACGAUCACCUGUACGUGUGUGGCGGCUACGACGGCGUGGCUUCUCUCAACACCGUCGAGUGCUACAACAGCGACACCAACAAGUGGGUGAUGGUGACGUCGAUGACGAAGCACCGAAGCGCCGCCGGGGUGGUGGCGUUCGACGGCCACGUGUAUGCCAUCGGCGGCCAUGACGGGCUCUCCAUCUUCGAUUCGGUGGAGCGCUACGACCCCACGACCGGCCAGUGGACCCCCGUGACCCCGAUGCUGAGCAAGCGGUGCCGCCUGGGAGCCGCCACGCUCAACGGGAAGCUCUACGUGUGCGGAGGGUAUGACGGGUCGACCUUCCUCAGGACCGUCGAGGUUUAUGACCCCAUCACCAGCAAGUGGUCGUUCAUCGCGUCCAUGAGCGUGACGCGGAGCCGCGUGGCGCUCGUGGCCAACAUGGGCCGCCUCUACGCCAUCGGCGGCUACGACGGCGUGUCCAACCUGUCCACAGUGGAGGUCUACAACCCGGAGCUCGACCUGUGGGAGUUCAUCACUUCGAUGUGCGCGCACGAGGGCGGAGUGGGCGUGGGAGUCAUCCCCCUGCCCUGAGCGCGCGCGUGCAUGCGUGCGUGCGCGACGCAGGGAAGGGCCCUGGGUCGAGCCGCCACGCCCCCGCGCCUCGGAACGCCCCUCGAGAUGCUCGCUCUCGACCUCGACGACAAUCGGCCAUGCUGUGGCUCCUUCG